AGGAAGCAGCCAGCUGCUACUCGAUCAGCCGGAGUGUGACUGAUCAGCCCUUUCUUUCUUUCUUUUGCCCAGGUCACCACGGCAAGAUGUCUUCGUUCGAGUCUGUGGUUGUGAUCGAUGGCAAGGGCCACCUGCUUGGCCGCCUGGCCAGCAUCGUCGCCAAGCAGCUGCUCAACGGCCAGAAGAUCGUCGUCGUCCGUUGCGAGGCCCUCAACAUCUCCGGCGAGUUCUUCCGCGCGAAGCUCAAGUACCACGCGUACCUUCGCAAGAUGACCCGCUACAACCCCACGCGCGGCGGUCCCUUCCACUUCCGCGCUCCCUCCCGCAUCUUCUACAAGGCCGUCCGCGGCAUGAUCCCCCACAAGACCGCCCGCGGUGCCGCCGCCCUUGAGCGCCUCAAGGUGUUCGAGGGUGUCCCGCCCCCGUACGACAAGAAGAAGAAGAUGGUUGUUCCUCAGGCCCUCCGUGUCCUGAGGCUGCAGCCUGGUCGCAAGUACUGCACCGUCGGCCGCCUCAGCCACGAGGUUGGCUGGAAGUACCAGGACGUUGUUGAGAGACUGGAGGAGAGGCGCAAGGCGAAGGGCACUGCCUACUACGAGCGCAAGAAGCUGGCCGCGAGGCAGCUCUCCGAGGCGAAGAAGACGGCGCAGGUCGACACGAAGACGGCGGAGGCCCUCGCGGCCUACGGCUACUAAACAUAGUGGCCAAACUCGCACACCCUCCUUAUCCUUUAUGCGAUUUCACUCUAGAUUGGCGCGGCGGUUCAGGGCAUCAACUUCAUUUGCGUGGAUG
Molecule: messenger RNA, 792 nt
Organism: Chaetomium strumarium
Lineage: Eukaryota; Fungi; Ascomycota; Sordariomycetes; Sordariales; Chaetomiaceae
Product: ribosomal protein L13 domain-containing protein
Exons: 5
Coding region: 87-695 (202 amino acids)
Biological process (GO): negative regulation of translation; translation
Cellular component (GO): ribosome; cytosolic large ribosomal subunit
Molecular function (GO): mRNA binding; structural constituent of ribosome
Source: RefSeq, a predicted model, not a curated record